GGCACCCUGGCGGCGCCGGAAGGGGGUGUCCCAUUGCUUCCGGCCCUGGGGCGGCGGCGCGAGGUUGCCCCAGUGAUGAAACCUGCUCUUUCAGAAGAGUGACCUGCAGUAGAAAGGAUACCAUCUCUCUCAAGUACUUCUCCAGUAGCCAUUUUCUGUUGGCUUGCAGCAUGGCAGCAGCAUGGAAGAGGGCUACAUUGUUUGGCAACAUGUGGCUGCGUUUAGCAGCAUUCACUAGACAGGCUACAGUACACAAUGGAGCUGUGCAGUGUGCUCGCCAUAAAUAUUCAUUGGUCCCAGAAGACUAUAACUGCAAAGUGGACCUUGCCUUGACGUCAGACAGGAGGACAAUUGUCUGCCACCAUCCUUCAGUUGAGAUUCCAUAUGAGCAUACAGAACCUGUACCACGACCAGACCCAGUGAAUAAUAAAGAAGAAACACACGAUCAGGUAUUGAAAUCCAGAUUGGAAGUGAAGGAAAUGAAAAAUGAUAAAGGUCCUACAAUAGAGGAACUCAGCAAAAUGUUUUACACAACAAAACAUCGUUGGUAUCCUGUGGGACAGUAUCAUAGACGGCGCAAGAAAUACAAUUUUCCUAAAGAAAGAUGAUUAAGAGGGUAUUUCUUUUUGUUAUGCCUCAAUAUCUUGUCAUUAAUCAUUAUUGGAAACAAGCUACAAAAAUGCAAGAAUUCUGCUGAUUUGUUUCUAAAUUACGCUAUUAUAUCAUUAAAAUAUUUUUUUCUAAAUUAAA
Messenger RNA from Gavialis gangeticus (Gharial), 750 nucleotides. RefSeq names its product mitochondrial ribosomal protein L42 (gene MRPL42). The transcript is spliced from 6 exons. The record is from RefSeq and is a predicted model, not a curated record. The coding region runs from base 171 to 608 and encodes 145 amino acids. NCBI's taxonomy places the organism in Eukaryota, Metazoa, Chordata, Crocodylia, Gavialidae. Gene Ontology annotation, cellular component: mitochondrial large ribosomal subunit.